AAGUUGGUGGCAAAAGUUUGAAAUGCAAUAAGUUGACGAACACUUUCUGAGAAAGUUGGUGGCAAAAGUUGGUGAUCAUAAGUUGACGGUAAGUUUACUUUCAAUUUCCUCAAAAUCAUGCAUUCCAGUUGCGGCUCCAUACUGGCGCCAACUUUCUGAGAAAGUUGGCGGUAACUUGUAGCCAUAAGUUGCAAAAUCUAAAGUUGUUGACAACUUGUCGUCAAGUUGGUCGGAAACUAAUGAAUGAACAACUUUUUCACGAUCAACUCGUGCUAUCAGGGUGAGUAGAGAAAGAACAGAGUAAAGUUGCAAUCUAAAAUGGUGACGACAGGUUGAAUUUUUGAAUAAAGAUGGCACUGAGUAGAGAAGUUUGGAGUAAAGUCGUCACACUGCCAAUAUGAGGACCAAAGUCAAGGCGGGUGGUAAAAAAAAUCAGAUGGAGACAGAAAAUAAAAAUAAUGUCAAGUUUUCAAAAAAGCGGAAGAUUAGCAAGAUACUUGAAUCGAGUGAUGAUGAAAAUCCAGAAGACAAAAAAAAAGUGAGGAAAAGAAAAAAAAAUGAGGCUUUGAAAGACAAUUCAAAUAAACGGAAAAUACACGAUGAUUUUGAUGACAGAUUAGAUGAUGAUGAUUACGAUCUUAUAGAAGAAAAUAUUGGUGUCAAAUUAAAAAGAAAAAGUUUUAAGCGCGUGAGAAAAUUAUCAGACAGUGAAUCAGAUGAUGAUGAAGUCCAGAGUAAAGGUGAUGUCAAGUCUGCUAUUGCUGAUGAAUUGUUUGGAAAAGAUUCUGAUGAUGAAGAUGAGAAUAAAAACAUUAAGAAACCUCUUGAAAGUCAAGAUCGUCGCAAAACAGAAAUUCAAGUUUGUGAUAAAGAAGACAGUGGCAGUGAUGGAGAGUCUUCUGGAGUUGAUGAUUUUAUUAUUGAUGAUAUUGGAUUAUCCUCAAAUACUGACAGAGGACAAAAGAAAUUAUGCUCGAAUGCAGCUUAUCAAGAAGCUCAGGAAAUAUUUGGAUUUGAUUUUGACUACAGCGAAUUUAAGCAAAACAGUGAAGACUCAGAUGAAGACGAGGGUUAUGAUGAAGAACGAUCCCCGGUAAAAUAUCACCGUAAGAAGAAAACUGUGAGAAGUAUUUUUGAUAUUUACGAACCCAGUGAACUUAAACGUUUACAUUUUACGGACAAGGAUGAGGAAAUUCGGUGUAAGGAUAUUCCGGAGAGAAUGCAGUUACGUUCGAUCCCAGUUACUCCAGUAUCUAAUGAUUCUUUUGAGUUGGAUCAAGAGGCGCUGUGGAUUUAUCAGCAAGCAUUCUGCCGAUCGACAAUUUUACGUAAAACUUUUGAACUAGAUAUUAAUGAGAACAUUGAUGGUGUUGGAAAAAAAAGUCCUGAGACAGUGGAAAAAAUAAAAAAUGCACUUGAUUUUAUUCGUAAUAAAAAUUUUGAUGUACCUUUUAUAGCUUUUUAUAGAAAGGAAUACGUUCUUCCUGAGCUGGAUAUAAAAGAUUUAUGGAAAGUAUAUGAAUUUGAUGAAAAAUGGUGUCAAUUGAAUCAAAGGAAAGAAAGUUUACUUCGUUUAUUUAAAAAUAUGAAAGAUUAUUUGCUGGAUAAAGUAAAAAAUUCUCGCGACAACAUCAGAGUUAUUGAUGACAAGUAUAUUGAGCAACUGGCAAAUGUACAAACCGACGAAGAGUUGAAUGAUUUUCAUCACCAUUUAAUGUUGUACUACAACCGAGACAUUCCUGCGAUGCAGGAAGCCGUCAGGCAGAAAGAAAAAGAAGCCAAGCGGCGGGAAAAAAUGAAGAAUCGUUUAACAGGUCGUGGAGCUGGAGAAUAUGGAGAUGAUCUUUCAUCUGAUGAAAGCGACCAAGAAGUUAAAACAAAACCAACUCGCAAGAAAGCGGUAAGAAAUGGUUCCUAUGCUUUAUUUAAAAAGUUUGGACUGGACAAUUUAAUUAAGAAAUUUGGUCUCUCCCCACUGGAGUUCGCUGAAAAUUUGCAGGAAAAUUAUCAGCACCAUAGAAUUGAUCAGGUGUUGAUUGAACCCAACGAAGUAGCGCAAGAUUAUGUUGGCAAAAGUUUAAAAACUACUGAAGAAGUUUUGAAAGCCGCACAAGCUAUGAUGGCACUUGAAUUGUCCCGCGAGCCAAUUCUUCGAAAGUGUGUUCGUGCAAUUUAUAUGGAGCGCGCUAAGUUAACAGUACGACCUACAAAAAAAGGCAUCAAAGUAAUAGACGAGAAUCAUGAGAUGUACACAAUGCAGUAUUUAAAAGAAAAACCAGUACGUGAACUAGUAGGAGACCAGUGGCUAAAACUGGUGACAGCUGUGAAAGACAAAUUAAUUACAAUUCAUCUCAGUGAUAUUGUUGAAGGCAACACCACCGACAAUUACAUCGAUGAGAUGAAGCUAUUGUUCGUUAAAAACAACAACAGUGAUGUAGUUCACGAGUGGAAUAAAUUACGUACCAACAGUGUUGAAGAUGCUCUCAUACACUUGGUAAUACCAGAUUUAAAAAAAGAGUUGAAUUGCAAACUUUUGGCUGAAGCUAAGUCAUUUGUCAUGGAAGCGUGUUGUAAAAAACUACAUGACUGGAUUAAUGUCGCUCCAAUCUCAUGCGAAUUUCCUGGUAAAGAAGACGAAGUCUGGAAUACCAGUGAUGGGAUCCGCGUGAUGGGAAUUUCUUACGUUCCAGAUUACUCUCAAGCAGCUUUCGCGUGCAUCAUUGCUCCAAACGGCGAGUGUAAAGACAUUUUGAAGCUGCCUUAUUUAUUAAAAAGAAGAAAUGAUAGUAAUAAUAAUAAUUUUGGUAGUGCUGCUAAAGAAGCAGAGCUCAAGACUUUAAGAGAUUUUAUAAACAAAAAUAAACCACAUGUUGUUGUGAUUGGUGGUGAGUCUAGAGAAGCUCUUCAGGUAUCUGAAGAGAUCACUGAGUGUAUUGACACUCUGUCUGAGGAAGUAGACUAUCCAUCGAUACGAGUAGAAAUAUCUGAUACUAAUGUUGCUAAAAUUUAUGCAAACACCAAAGGAGUGACUGAAUUUUGUAAUUAUCCUCCACAGUUAAGAGAAGCUAUUUCACUAGCGCGACGUAUACAAAAUCCUCUGGGUGAAUUUUCUCAGCUGUGUAAUUCAGAUGAAGACUUGUUGUGCUUGAAGUUUCAUCCGUAUCAAGACUCGCUGUCAAAGGAAGAGCUUGUUAAUAAUCUUUACACCGAGUUUAUUAAUAUAGUAAAUUCUGUGGGUGUCGAUAUAAACGAACCUCGGACUUACACUGAAAAUUUACUGCAGUUUGUCAGUGGGUUGGGAGCUCGAAAAAGUCAUGCGCUGUUGAAAAUAAUUAAAAACACUAACCAGAAGCUAGCAAGUAGAGAGCAGUUAGUAACAGUGUGUCAUAUGGGUCCAAAGAUUUUUAUUAAUUGCGCUGGUUUUAUUAAAAUUGAUACUGAUAGUCUCAGAUAUAAUUCAGACACUUAUAUUCAAAUUCUAGACAGCACGAGAAUUCACCCUGAGACUUACAAACUCGCUGCUAAAAUGGCGAUCGAUGCUCUAGAAUAUGACGAUGAUAACGAAGAUAAAGAUGCGGCUCUUGAAGAAAUUUUAAAGUCUCCACAAAAACUUACGGAUUUGGAUUUAGAUGCUUUUGCAAAAGAGUUAGAGAGGCGGGGUUUCGGUAAAAAAAUUAAUACCCUCUAUGACAUACAGGCGGAAAUGAAUUGUCAGUAUAAAGACCCCAGGACACCUUACGAAUCUCCGAAUGCUGAACAAUUGUUUGAUUUGCUGACCAAAGAGACACCUCAGACACUCUACAUCGGUAAAUUAGUGUCAGCUACAGUAAUUGGUAUGAUUUACAGAAAAAAAGCUGAUGAUCAGUCUGAUAAUCAACUAGUUCCUGUAAAAAAUGAUGAAACUGGACUGUGGAAGUGUCCGCACUGUUUGAAAGAUGACUUUGCUGACUCAUCCAAUGUUCUGGAACACUUUGAUACUGACAACUGUUCCACAGUCUCAAGUAUUAAAUUGCGAUUAGAGAAUGGUCUACAUGGAUUUAUUUCAGUUAAAAAUUUAUCUGACAAUUAUAUUAACGAUCCUGAAAAAAUGAUUGCCAUUGGGAAUUCAUUUCAGUGUCGCGUGAUAUUUAUUCAUACAGAAAGAUUUCUCAUUGAGUGUUCAUUAAAGAAAAGUGAUCUACUUGAUUUGAAUAACGAAUUGCGUCCAACGAAAGACCCGUUUUACGACACAGAGACAGAACAGCUGGAUAAAAAAAUAGAGGAGGAAAAGAAAAAAGCUAAACAACAGGUUCUAUUAAAACGCGUUAUUUAUCAUCCGUCAUUUCGUAACGUCAGUUUCGCUGAGGCUGAGAGAAUGAUGAAGACUAUGAAACAAGGAGAAGCUAUUAUAAGACCUUGUAGCAGAGGACUUGGUUAUUUAUCAGCAACUUGGAAAGUAACUGAUGAUAUUUAUCAGCACAUUGCCAUAAAAGAGACGGGUAAUUACAGUUAUUUUUCUCUCGGGAAAAGUUUGUGGAUUGAUGAUGAAGAGUUUGAGGAUCUUGAUGAAAUAAUUGCUCGGCACAUCAACCCCAUGGCUUUAUAUGCCGCUGAAUUACUUGACUUCAAGUACUUCGUACCUGGUAUCGAUGGCUUAGAAGCCAAAGCCGAAGAAUAUUUAAAAAUACAAAAACAAAAAAAUUCAAAUAAAGUUCCUUACAUUAUAUCGGCUAUGAAAAUUUAUCCUGGUAAAUUUUUAUUGUCAUAUUUUUCAAACAAUCAGUUCCAUCAUCUUCAUAUCACAGUUACUCCAGAUGGUCUUAGUUUCCAAAAAAUAUAUUUUCAACGUCUUUAUGAUCUUAUAAAGUGGUUCAAAAAUGAAUUACAAAAAUGUACUAACAAUAACAAUAACAAUAAUAAUAAUAAUAAGAUUAGAUAUCUUAUAAGUGCCGAUGACUUUGGCAGUGUCAUUGAUUAUCAAUCACACCCAAAACUUGCCAUACCUAGUUUUCGUACUCUAUAUAACUAAAAAAAGCCGCCAGCUGGAUUUAUUUAUAAACUAUUAAUUAUUAUUUGAAAAUUAACCAAAUAAGUUUUAUUUGUUCUUAAAAAACAAUUCUCUUUAAUUCAAUUUUUAUUUUAUUAUUUUUUAAAAAGUGAUAAAUUAAAACGAGCCAAGUAUUUUUUUAAAUUUAAUUUAAAAAAUUUAUCACAUUUAAACAUUUAACUACCGCUAAAGUUAUAUUAUUUCUGUUUAUUUAACUUUUAAAAAUAAAGUUUAUUUUAGUUUUAGUUUUAAAAAAAUGACGUUCAAUUAUUGAACGUUUUCGAAUAUUAUUCCAAAGGCUGAAAAUGUAAAGGCAUAAUAAAUCAGUUGUUAAAAAUAAUUUUAAUCAAGUACUAUUUCAAUUAUUAAUGAAAUGAAAUCAAUCAAUGGGUCAGUAAUCAAUUAUCCCAAAGUGCUAAUUAACAUAAAUAUUUAAAUAAAAUAGUUUAUAAAAAUAAUUUGUACUU
This is a messenger RNA of Microplitis demolitor, 5493 nucleotides long. Its product is annotated as transcription elongation factor SPT6. The transcript is spliced from 4 exons. The coding region runs from base 398 to 5008 and encodes 1536 amino acids. Gene Ontology annotation, cellular component: transcription elongation factor complex. Lineage: Eukaryota; Metazoa; Arthropoda; Insecta; Hymenoptera; Braconidae. Gene Ontology annotation, biological process: transcription elongation-coupled chromatin remodeling; mRNA transcription by RNA polymerase II; nucleosome organization. The record is from RefSeq and is a predicted model, not a curated record. Gene Ontology annotation, molecular function: histone binding; nucleosome binding; DNA binding.